This is a messenger RNA of Opisthocomus hoazin, 1567 nucleotides long. NCBI's taxonomy places the organism in Eukaryota, Metazoa, Chordata, Aves, Opisthocomiformes, Opisthocomidae. The record is from RefSeq and is a predicted model, not a curated record.
CUCUUGUAUCAGGAAUAUCGAGAUAAAUCUACACGCCAGGAGAUUGAAACCAGACGACUGCAGGACUCACAGACAGACCCUGAGGAGAGUUCACCCACUGAGGAAGCCCCAUCCGAAGCAGAACCUACAAGUACAACCGAAAGCAAAGCUCCACCACAAAUCAGUUUGCUGAGGAACUCCAACUCCAGGUUCAAUUUAUGGCAGGAUCUUCCUGAGAUCCGAAGCAGCGGGGUCCUCAGCAUCCUCCAGCCAGAUGAGAUCAAGCUGCAGGAGGCCAUGUUUGAGCUGGUUACUUCCGAAGCCUCGUAUUACAAGAGUCUCAAUCUGCUGGUGUCUCACUUCAUGGAGAAUGAACGUCUGAAAAAGAUCUUACACCAGUCUGAGGCACACAUCCUCUUCUCCAAUGUCCUGGAUGUCAUGGCUGUUAGUGAGCGCUUCCUGUUGGACCUCGAGCAGCGGGUGGAGGAGAAUAUUGUGAUCUCGGAUGUGUGCGAUAUCGUCUACCAGCAUACGGUUAAUCACUUCUCUGUGUACAUCACCUACGUCUCCAACCAGACCUACCAGGAGAGAGCUUACAAGCAGCUUCUCCAAGACAAGCCAGCUUUCCGGGAGGUGAUCUCACAGCUGGAGCUGGAUCCCAAGUGCAAAGGCCUGUCCUUUUCUUCCUUCCUGAUUCUGCCAUUUCAAAGGAUCACUCGGCUCAAGCUGCUGGUGCAGAAUAUUUUGAAGAAAGUGGAAGAGAAGUCUGACAGGGAAACCACUGCCCUGGAUGCGCAUAAAGAACUGGAAACAGUGGUGAAAGCAUGUAAUGAAGGUGUCAGGAAGAUGAGCCGAACAGAGCAGAUGAUCAGCAUCCAGAAAAAGCUGGAAUUCAAGAUCAAGUCUGUGCCCAUCAUCUCUCACUCCCGCUGGCUGCUGAAGCAGGGUGAACUGCAGCAAAUGAAUGGUCCAAAGACAUCACGAACACUUCGCACCAAGAAACUCUUCAGAGAAAUCUACUUGUUCCUUUUCAAUGAUCUGCUGGUAAUUUGCCGGCAGAUUCCUGGGGACAAGUACCAAGUGUUUGACUCUGCUCCCCGGGGACUUCUUCGGGUAGAAGAGUUAGAAGAUCAGGGGCAGAGUUUGGCCAACGUCUUCAUCUUGAGGCUGCUGGAAAACGCAGAUGACCGGGAGGCCAGCUACAUGCUGAAGGCAUCGUCCCAGAGCGAAAUGAAGCGCUGGAUGAUUUCGCUGGCCCCAAACCGGAGAACCAAGUUCGUUUCAUUUACAUCCAGACUUGUUGACUGCCCGCAGAUCCAGUGCGUCCACCCAUACGUGGCCCAGCAGCCGGAUGAGCUCUCCUUGGAACUGGCUGAUGUCCUCAACAUCCUGGACAAGACAGACGAUGGCUGGAUAUUUGGGGAGCGCCUGCACGACCAGGAGAGGGGCUGGUUCCCCAGUUCUAUGGGGGAGGAGAUCCUGAACCCCAAAAUCCGAGCCCAGAACUUGAAGGAGUGUUUCCGGGUGCACAAGUCGGAUGACAGUCAGCGGAGGAAACUGGGCAGCAGAAACCGCCAAUGACCGCUGG